ACCUGUGCACCACGCGAAUAUUUCACGGUGCAUCAUGUUCGUGUACAGUGGCUUAGUGUUGUGGAAUUUCCUCGCCGAGGAGCUGUCCACCAAAGUGUUGGCCGUCUUCCUCAUGGUACUGUUCCUGGUACGUCUCGUCCAGAUGCUGAAGGAGGCCAGCGCGCUGCCACCGGGCCCAUGGGGGUUGCCCAUCUUGGGCUCGCUGCCCUUCCUCAAAGGCGACCUGCACCUGCACUUCAGGGAUCUGACCCAUAAAUACGGCUCGCUUAUCUCGACCCGGCUCGGGUCGCAACUUAUUGUCGUGUUGAGUGAUUACAAGAUGAUUCGGGACGCGUUCAGGAAGGAGGAGUUUACUGGGAGGCCCAUCACCGAAUUUACCACACUUUUGGACGGUUAUGGUGUGAUUAAUACGGCCGGGAAAUUGUGGAAGGACCAGAGACGGUUCUUACACGAUGGUUUGCGACACUUUGGGAUGUCGUACAUCGGGAGUCGCAAAACACAAAUGGAAAAUCGCAUCAUGAGAGAGGUCGAAGAGUUCCUCUCGGUUCUGACCGCGCGCAAAGAUACUCCCAUUGACUUGAACCCUGUCUUGGCCGUGUCUUUAUCGAACGUGAUUUGUGAUAUUUUAAUGUCGGUCAGAUUCUCGCAUAAUGACGAGCGUUUCAAACGCUUCAUGUUUCUCAUUGACGAAGGAUUCAAACUGUUCAGUUCACUGGAAGCUUCGUUCUUCAUCCCCAUCUUGAAAUAUUUACCGGGACAACGGCAAACACGCGAAAAAAUCGCAAAGAACCGUGCCGAAAUGGCGCAAUUCCUCCAAGAAACCAUCGAAGAGCACCGCAAAAGCUUCGACCCAUCCCACCUGCGUGACCUGUUGGACACCUACUUGUACGAGAUUCAGAAGGCGGAUGAGGAAGGCACCGGUGAUCACCUCUUCGAGGGCAAAGACCACGACCGUCAGAUGCAGCAAAUCAUGGGCGAUUUGUUCUCCGCCGGGAUGGAAACCAUCAAAAGUUCGCUGCAGUGGGCCGUCCUCUUCAUGCUGCAUCACCCCGAAGUGAUGAAGGCAGUGCAAGAGGAGUUGGACCAAGUGGUUGGACGUCGUCGGCUCCCCAAGUUGGAGGAUUUGCCCUAUUUGCCUGUGACGGAGUCGACGAUGUUGGAAGUGUUGCGGAUUUCCAGCAUUGUUCCAAUGGGCACGACACACGCACCCACAAGGGAUUUGAAACUGAACGGGUUCCAUCUGCCACGGCAUGCCCAGAUCGUGCCCCUUCUGCACUCUGUCCACAUGGACCCCAGUCUGUGGCACGAGCCGGAGCGCUUCAACCCGAGCCGGUUCAUCAACGCUGAAGGCAAAGUGGUCAAGCCUGAGUACUUUCUGCCCUUCGGGGUGGGGAGGAGGAUGUGUUUGGGGGAGAUCUUGGCCCGCAUGGAGAUCUUCUCCUUCUUCUCCUCGCUGCUGCACUCGUUCGACAUCUGCGUGCCCACGGGGGAGACCCUCCCCAGCUUGAAGGGCGUGGCGGGGGUGACCAUCAGUCCCAACGCGUUCCGGGUGUGUCUCAAGCCCAGACCCAUGGAGUGGGACUCGAUGGGCACCAUCAGACCAGCGGGCAGCCACUAGUGGGUCAGGAGCACGGUGACCGAAUGCGUUUCCUAUAUUUAUAUAUCGAGGCACAGUACUUAGACAUUCCUCAGUUAGAUAAGAGAUCUCCGACUUGUUCGGCUGUGCAUUGCAAGUGUUCAUUCAUGUUAGUAUUAAUUUUUAAGUGCUAGUCACGUCAUCGUCCAGUUGCCGAAAAGUACCAUUGUAUCACGUUACCUGCUGUAAAUUGGCAACUUUCACACCAUUUUAUCGUUCUAGGUUAAGCCACUUGUAAAUAUCACCCUAUUUUAUUUUUUGAUCUUGCUAACUGUACAAGAUGAUAAUUGUGUAAUUAAUAUAAUUUUUUUAAUUUUAAUAGAAAA
This is a messenger RNA of Tribolium castaneum (red flour beetle), 1962 nucleotides long. RefSeq names its product cytochrome P450 CYP18A1 (gene Cyp18a1). Gene Ontology annotation, cellular component: cytoplasm; intracellular membrane-bounded organelle. Gene Ontology annotation, biological process: xenobiotic metabolic process. The coding region runs from base 35 to 1618 and encodes 527 amino acids. NCBI's taxonomy places the organism in Eukaryota, Metazoa, Arthropoda, Insecta, Coleoptera, Tenebrionidae. The transcript is spliced from 5 exons. The record is from RefSeq and is marked validated. Gene Ontology annotation, molecular function: iron ion binding; heme binding; oxidoreductase activity, acting on paired donors, with incorporation or reduction of molecular oxygen, reduced flavin or flavoprotein as one donor, and incorporation of one atom of oxygen.